Molecule: messenger RNA, 1206 nt
Organism: Aspergillus ruber CBS 135680
Lineage: Eukaryota; Fungi; Ascomycota; Eurotiomycetes; Eurotiales; Aspergillaceae
Product: FAM50/XAP5 family protein
Exons: 3
Coding region: 1-1086 (361 amino acids)
Biological process (GO): chromatin organization
Cellular component (GO): nucleus
Source: RefSeq, a predicted model, not a curated record
AUGCCACCAACAGAACAACAGAACCAGUCAUCGGCCGGUCGGUCGUUCACCAGCCAAACCGCGUCCGCGGAAGAACUGCUUAAGUCGCAGACCGUUGGUCUUGUCCAUCUUUCCGACUUUCGCAAACGUCGCGCAGAGGUCCUGGAGCAGAAAGAACGUGAGGCGCAUGACAAGUCAUUGGGGAGGGUGACAUCUGGUAAUUCAAGAAGCGCAACUCCUUCCACAAGUGAUGUGACUGACGGUGCUUCGCCGUCCGAGGCACCUCCGAAGAAGAAGAAAAAGAAGCAGUUAGCGAAAAGCAAGCUAUCUUUCGCCGACGAUGAGAAUGAUGAUACCGGUGACGACUCCGUUGCUACGCCGCAGCCAUCUCGCUCAGUCUCGAAAACGCCUGUAGAGGAGUCGCGACGAAUUGCGCCAAAUCCGAACGCACCACCACCUCCGAAAGCAAUGACGAAGGCUGCGUUAGAAGCAGAGGCCCAGACUCGGGACGCUCUUCGAAAAGAAUUUCUGGCGAUGCAGGAGGCUGUCAAGCAUACGGAGAUACUUAUACCCUUUAUUUUCUACGACGGCACGAAUAUUCCCGCUGGCUCCGUGAGAGUUAAGAAAGGAGAUCCAGUAUGGUUGUUUCUGGACCGGUGUCGAAAGGUCGGGGCCGAGUUGGGAGUGGGUGGAAAAGGAGCUUGGAAAGGAGCAGCCAAAGGUCGCCGUGAAUGGGCAAGGGUCAGCGUUGACGACUUGAUGCUGGUAAAGGGAGAGAUAAUUGUACCCCAUCAUUACGAGUUGUACUACUUUAUUGCCAAUCGAGUACCUAACUUAUCAAAGUCCGGCGGGUUACUGUUUGACUACUCCAAUAAACCAACCCCAGCACCAGAGACCGACGAUCCUUUACCACGGCCAAGUGACGAGCAACUGGAAGGCGCUGAUAAAGACCCCACGUUGACGAAGGUUGUUGAUAGGCGAUGGUAUGAGCGGAAUAAGCAUAUCUUCCCUGCCAGUUUAUGGCAUGAGUAUGAACCAGGGGAGGAGUUUGAAGAGAAGAUGACCUCGACAAGGCGCGAUGCUCAAGGGAAUACAUUCUUCUUUUGAUCAGUUAAGGGUGUUGGUAAGGUUUAGGGCAUAUAGACUCAUUGCUUAGACAGGUCUGUUUUAUUCAAGGACAUACUACAGAUGAUUUAGUCAAAAAAAAAAAACUGUUCAAUUGGGGCG